CUUUAACCGUGAGAAGUAUAAAUAAAGCAUAAAGAAAUGCGCGGGAAAUACGUAGUCUUCGUCCCAGAGAGAAGGGUUUUCCCAUUAUCAUAUUCAGGCAUAGCUCCUCCAUUCAAGUUAUGAACGGAACCGGAGGUGAUAGCCGGUGGCGUGAACGGAGAGACACCAGAAUUUCGAAAAAACAGAAGCUCAUACUGAACGCCGAGGAGCUACUUGAGUCCAAACUUGGAUUUGAUCUCUUCACCGUAGGGGAUAAGAGACUAGGAUGGCUUCUCACUUUCGCCUCAUCGUCUUGGGAGGAUCAAGAGACUCAUAAAGUGUACAGUUGUGUAGAUCUAUACUUUGUCUGUCAGGAUGGUUCGACUUUUAAAGCCAAGUACAAAUUCCGGCCAUAUUUUUAUGUUGCCACGAAGAGUAAAAUGGAAAUGGAAGUCGAAGCAUAUUUGAGAAGGCGGUAUGAGACUCAAAUUGCUGAUAUUGAAAUUAGAGAAAAAGAGGAUCUUGAUCUAAAAAACCAUCUGUCUGGCUUACAGAAAUCUUAUUUGAAGAUAUCUUUUGAUACUGUUCAACAAUUGAUGCAAGUGAAAAGUGACCUGAUGCAUAUAGUUGAAAGGAACCAAACAAAGUUUGAUGCUAUAGAAGCAUACGAGUCCAUUUUGACAGGAAAAAGUAAACAUGGAAUUCAAGAUUACAUUGAUUGUAUAACUGAGCUCCGUGAAUAUGAUGUACCUUAUCAUGUUCGCUUUGCCAUUGACAACGAUCUAAGAUGUGGGCAGUGGUAUGACGUCAGUGUACACAGUUCUAGGGUUGUGUUAGAAAGGAGGGCGGAUCUCUUGCAACGUGCUGAAGUUCAUGUCUGUGCAUUUGAUAUUGAAACAACGAAGCUUCCUUUGAAAUUCCCUGAUGCUGAAUAUGACUCAGUAAUGAUGAUUUCUUACAUGGUUGAUGGACAGGGAUAUCUUAUUAUUAAUAGAGAGUGUGUUGGGGAAGAUAUUGAGGAUCUAGAGUAUACCCCUAAACCAGAAUAUGAAGGGUUCUUUAAAGUUAAAAAUGUGAAAGAUGAGCAAGAGCUUCUCAAAACCUGGUUCUGCCAUAUGCAAGUUAUGAAGCCUGGUAUAUAUGUCACAUACAAUGGUGACUUCUUUGAUUGGCCAUUCCUAGAAACAAGGGCGGCUCAUCAUGGAUUUAAUAUGAAAAAUGAGCUUGGAUUUCAAUGUGACACUAAUCAAGGGGAAUGCCGUGCUAAAUUUGCUUGCCAUUUGGACUGUUUUGCAUGGGUAAAACGUGAUAGUUAUCUACCACAAGGCAGUCAGGGUCUAAAGGCUGUUACAAAGGCCAAGUUGGGGUAUGAUCCACUGGAGGUCAAUCCAGAGGACAUGGUUCGCUUUGCACUGGAAAGGCCACAGAUGAUGGCUUCUUAUUCUGUUUCUGAUGCUGUUGCGACUUAUUACCUGUAUAUGACUUAUGUACACCCAUUCAUUUUCUCUCUUGCAACUAUCAUUCCAAUGCCACCGGAUGAAGUAUUGCGUAAGGGAAGUGGGACCCUUUGUGAGAUGCUUCUUAUGGUCCAGGCAUACAAGGCAAAUGUCAUCUGCCCAAAUAAACACCAAAUGGAUCCAGAGAAGUUCUACAAUAAUCAACUCAUUGAAAGUGAGACGUACAUAGGUGGUCAUGUGGAAUGCCUAGAAAGUGGUGUUUUUAGAUCUGACCUUCCAACUAGUUUCAAACUAAAUCCAUCUGCUUAUGAGCAACUAAUAAACAAUCUUGAACGAGAUCUCCAGUAUGCCAUAAAAGUAGAGGGGAAGAUGGACCUGGAAAAUGUAACAAACUACAAUGAAGUGAAGGAAGCAAUCACAGAAAAGCUUAUGAAAUUGCGAGAUGAACCCAUACGUGAAGAAAGCCCUCUUAUAUAUCAUCUUGAUGUAGCAGCUAUGUAUCCGAACAUCAUAUUGACUAAUAGGCUUCAGCCGCCAUCAAUAGUUAAUGAUGAGGUAUGCACUGCUUGUGAUUUCAAUCGUCCUGGAAAAAAUUGUCUUCGAAAGCUGGAAUGGGUUUGGCGUGGGGAGACAUACAUGGCAAAGAGAAGUGAUUAUUAUCAUUUAAGGAGGCAGCUUGAGUCUGAGAUUGUCCAAAGAGUAGAUGGCCAAUCACAUAAAUCUUUUCUUGACCUGCCUAAACCAGAGCAACAAGCAAAGCUGAAAGAGCGGUUAAAAAAAUAUUGCCAGAAGGCUUAUAAAAGAGUGCUUAACAAACCAGUCACGGAGCUCCGAGAGGCAGGGAUUUGCAUGCGUGAAAACUCUUUCUACGUUGAUACAGUGCGCAGCUUCCGGGACAGAAGAUAUGAAUACAAAGGACUUAAUAAAGUCUGGAAGGGUAAACUCUCAGAAGCAAAGGCUAGUGGAAAUUCUAUAAAGAUCCAAGAAGCACAGGAUAUGGUUGUCCUUUAUGACUCAUUACAGCUGGCUCACAAAUGUAUUCUGAAUUCAUUCUAUGGUUAUGUCAUGCGCAAGGGAGCGAGGUGGUACUCCAUGGAGAUGGCAGGAGUUGUCACUUAUACCGGAGCAAAAAUAAUCCAAAAUGCAAGAUUACUGGUUGAAAAAAUUGGAAGACCUCUCGAGUUAGACACAGAUGGUAUAUGGUGCGCUUUACCAGGGUCAUUCCCUGAGAAUUAUACCUUCAAGACUAAAGACCCAAAGAAGAAGUUGACAAUCUCAUAUCCUUGUGUUAUGCUUAAUGUUGACGUGGCAAGGAAUAAUACUAAUGAUCAGUACCAGACUCUGGUUGAUCCUGUCAGCAAGACUUACAGAACACACAGUGAAUGUUCAAUUGAAUUUGAAGUGGAUGGACCAUAUAAGGCAAUGAUUAUUCCUGCUUCCAAGGAAGAAGGAAUUUUGAUUAAAAAGCGUUAUGCAGUUUUCAAUGAUGAUGGAACACUUGCAGAGCUAAAAGGUUUUGAGAUCAAGCGUAGAGGUGAGCUAAAGCUCAUCAAAGUUUUCCAGGCUGAGCUCUUCGAUAAGUUUCUUCAUGGAUCCACAUUAGAGGAAUGUUAUUCAGUUGUUGCUUCAAUUGCAAACCGUUGGCUUGAUAUGCUUGAGAACCAAGGGAAAGAUAUUGCCGACAGCGAAUUGCUUGACUAUAUAUCAGAAUCAAGCACAAUGAGCAAGUCUUUAGCUGAUUAUGGUGAACAGAAGUCAUGUGCAGUGACCACAGCAAAACGUCUUGCAGAUUUUCUUGGGGAUGCAAUGGUUAAAGAUAAAGGGUUGCGUUGCCAGUAUAUCGUUGCAUGUGAGCCAAAUGGAACUCCAGUUAGUGAACGGGCUGUUCCUGUUGCAAUUUUCGAAACUAAUGCCGAAAUUAUGAAGUAUUAUAUAAAGAAGUGGUGCAAAAUAUCAUCAGAUGCCGGUAUCCGGUCUAUUAUUGAUUGGUCUUACUAUAAGCAAAGACUUGGUUCAGCAAUCCAAAAGAUAAUUACUAUCCCUGCUGCAAUGCAGAAGGUUUCAAAUCCUGUCCCAAGGGUGGCUCAUCCUGACUGGCUGCAUAAAAAGGUCCGCGAAAAGGAAGACAGAUUUCGCCAAAAAAAAUUGAAUGAUAUAUUUAGUUCAACAAACAAUGAUAACACGUCCAAGAUGAACAUUCAUACUGCUGCAAGUGGGGAAGCUGAGCAGCAUGUUGAAGAUUUAGAGGACUUCAGGCAGAACAGAAAAUCUUCUGGGUUUGCACCUAGGCCGAUUGUUCAUUUUCACGGAGUGGACAAGAAUAAUGAUCUAGUUAGCACUAGUGAUCAAGUAGAUUGUGUACUCAAUGAUUGUGGCAGAGGAGCAAAGGAUAUUGACAAGAAUGUGGAUUACCAAGGAUGGCUGCAAUCAAAGAAGAGAAAAUGGAAGCAGAUGCGUGAAAAUAGAAAACGGCAAAGGCUUGAUAACUCAAAGAUAUUAAACAACCUUAAAGGUGGUGCUGUAGUUCCCGGUGGCAUAGCCAACCACAGACAAUCUCAGGGUAAAACUGGGGUCAGCUCAUAUUUUGAAAGGCAUGGAUUAGCUCUUACACGCUGUCACUGGCAGAUAAUUCAGCUUACACCAAGUUCUCAAUCUGGUCAACUUUUUGCUUGGGUUGUUGUGGAAGGAGUUAUGCAUAAACUUUCCAUCAAUAUCCCUAGAAUAUUUUAUCUCAACUCCAAAGCUUCUAUCACAGAGGAGUUUCCAGGACGACGUGUCAAUAAAGUCCUUCCUCAUGGACGCCGUAGUCACACCUUGAUUGAGGUCAUAAUUGAUGAAGAUCAGUUCAGAGCAGAAAGCAAGAAACUCGCAGCUCACCUUGCUGAUCCAGAAGUGGAGGGGAUCUAUGAAACGAAGGUUCCAUUGGAGUUCAAUGCUGUUGCUCAGAUUGGCUGUGUUUGUAAGGUUGAUAAAGCAGCUAAAAAACGCAAUGCCCUAGAUUGCUGGAGUCUCUCUGAACUGCAAAUGAAGACCACCACUGAGUGCCCAUAUUUGGAGCAGUCGAUCUCUUUCUUCUACUUGUACCAUAGUGUGUCAGAGGGACGAGCUGUUUUUAUUGGAUAUUUUCCUGCGUCUAAAAUGAUUUCUGCUGUGGUGGUUAAUCCUUUUCAAAACAAGGAACUAACACCACAUAUACUUGAAAGGCAGUUCCGUGAGGCUUGCCAAACAUUGUCUACUCCCAAUCCAAUGGAAAAGGAAAGUAUCAGUUUCAAGGUAGAGUAUGUUGGGCACAUCAAGGAUGGUGAAAGGAACCUACAGAGACUGAUUAAUGAGUACAGAAAUCAAUAUCAUGGACCUGCUGUUGCUAUAAUUGAAUGCCCCAAUGUACAGCUAGUUAAGUCUGGUGUACGUGCUUUGGAUGAUUUCCCUUGUUUGACCAUCCCUUGCAAUGCUCGUGAUAGUCAAUAUCAGGCUCUUGGUUGGCAAAUUGUUGCUGCAAAAAUUGGAAUGCAACGAUGUGCAGCAUCAUCUCAGUGGUUGAUUGAGAGGAUUGCUCUCUCAAGAUAUGCUCAUAUUCCAUUAGGGAAUUUCGAAGUUGACUGGCUCAUCCAUACAGCAGACAUCUUCUUUUCUAGAGCUCUCCGUGAUCAACAACAGAUUCUUUGGAUAUCUGAUGACGGCAUCCCGGACUUAGGAGGCACACAUGAAGAAGCAUCAUCUUUCAUGGAUGAGGUCAACCAGCCAGUUCGUAUUUAUCCUGGUGCAUACAGAAAAGUUACUAUUGAGCUUAAGCUUCAUCAUCUGGCGGUCAAUGCUCUCCUGAAAAGCAAUCAAGUUAAUGAAAUGGAAGGAGGCACUUUAUUUGGAUUGGAGCAUGACUUGAAUACCGACACACAUGUAUCUCAUGACCAUUACUAUGUGGAUGAGACUACCUCAAGUGCACCAGCUUUCCGUGUCCUCAAACAAUUGAUCCAAAGGUGUCUUGCAGAUGCAGUUACCUCAGGAAAUGUGUUUGCAGAUGCAAUAUUGCAACAUAUGUACCGAUGGCUCUGCAGCCCCCAAUCUAGACUGCAUGACUCAGCUCUGCACAAUAUGCUUUACAAGGUUAUGCAAAAAGUGUUUGCAUUACUUGUGGCUGAAAUUCGAAAGUUAGGUGCUACAGUCGUAUUUGCUAGCUUCUCAAAGAUUAUAGUUGACACUGGAAAGUCGGAUCUAUCGGCAGCCAAAGCGUAUUGUGAUAAUGUAAUCAAAACUCUGCAGACAAGAGACUUGUUCGAGUGGAUUGAGCUUGAACCUUUGCAGUUCUGGCAUUCCCUACUUUUCAUGGAUCAGCAUAACUAUGGUGGAAUUCUAGCAAAAUUAAACGAUGGUUCAAUAGAUGCCGAUUCAGACCUAAGCUCAGAAAAUGUACGUGGAGAUUCUCAAGUAGACAUUAUAUCGAGCUGGAACAUUGCAGACAAUUUACCCAAGGAAAUACAGGAUCACUUCAUCUUAAUCGUUUCUGAAUUUAUGUAUAUUCCAUGGAAAUAUGCACAAAACGAAGCAGCUCAAGGAGCAUCCACAAACAAUGGAGAUUUAUGUACCCCAUCGAUCACAGCUUCACUCGCCGAAACUCUUGAUUUGCAGAUGGCAGAAGAUUUAAAGAAGAAGAUCCAAACUCACUUCACAGACAAACUCCUGAAAAUCGUCUGUGAUCCCAGUCUUCAGUUGAAGCGCACAUCCCUGCAUGAUGGAGAGAGUUCAAAUGCAAGUUCACUAUUGAGUAGUAAGAAAAGCCAACAGGGGGAUCUGGCGCUAGAGUUCAUUAAGCAUAUCUCUGCUGUUUUGGCACUUGACCUGAAUGUUCAGCAUGAAGUUCUUGUGAUGAAGAGAAAUCUAUUGAAACUGGUACGCGUGAAGGAAUUUGCUCCAGAGGCACAGUUUCGUAAACCUACACCUUCCUUUACCCUUCCAAAUGUCAUCUGCAGCUACUGCAAUGACUGUAGAGACCUUGACUUGUGUCGAGACGGAGAAUUGCCUACUCAGGAGUGGAGAUGUGCUGUACCUCAGUGCGGGCAACCUUACGAUAGGGAAGCAUUAGAAAAUGGUCUUCUUCAGAUUGUGCGGCAGAGGGAAAGGUUGUACCAUCUUCAGGAUCUGGUAUGCCUCAAAUGCAAUCAGGUUAAGGACGCACAUCUGUCAGACCACUGCAAAUGUGCCGGAGCAUUCAGAUGCAAGGAAGACCUCACUGAAUUUUAUCACAAGAUGGAGGUCUUCUACAAUGUUGCUGUCAGUCAAAGGUUUCAACUCCUUCAAGAAUGCACAUCCUGGAUUCUGGAAAUCAGAUUAUAAGUUAUAAGUUCAAAGGUCUUGGGCUCCAUUUGGUAGUCAAAAGUGGUUCAUCUGCAGAACAAGUGGCUUUCUAUUGACUCAAUUGGUUGAAAUGGAUGUUACUGAACAGUUUCACCAAAAAUAGAUGUUUUUAACCAACCCUUACCAAAUGGGCUCUUAGAUUUAGUUCUCUCAUUCAGUCAUUCCUGAGCAGAUGCCAGAAAUGAUGAAUUAUGUAUACGUUGGUCUUACAGGUCAAGUAUACAAAGGCUGUAAUAAUUAUUUAGUCAUAUAAGGCUUAUAAGCUUAUAUGUACAUACUACAUAGAUAGAAUGAGUGAGAAGAAUUUUUGACGUCAUUUUAAUCAACUGUAGCUUCCAGAUUUGAUGAACAUUAUUGUCAGCUUGUCUACAAACUACACUGCACAUUUUAGUGUAAUUUUACAUUUGAGUAUUUUGUAAAUUUUAAAUAAUUCUUUUAAAUCCAACUCCAUGUUUUGUUC
Cuscuta epithymum is the source of this 7248-nucleotide messenger RNA. Lineage: Eukaryota; Viridiplantae; Streptophyta; Magnoliopsida; Solanales; Convolvulaceae. The record is from the annotation of a GenBank genome assembly.